GCAGCGUGCUCCAGUCGAAGAUGCGAUUGAGGCUUAACGGAUAGGGAGAGAGGAGGAACAGGGAGAGAGACUGAAUAAGAAACGGAGAGAGCGAGAGAUGUAGGAGAGAAUCCAUGAGAGACCUGUACCGCAUUACACGAAAGGAGAGAGCACAGACACACACUCUCUCAUACACAGCAUACGCUACUGCAGAGCUGACACACAUCGCGGAGAGGAGGAGAAGAAACAGCGAUAUCUCUACUGUCACGGCACAGUGUGGUGCUUCACUGAAAGCCCUGGAGCUGAAUGGAGAGAGGGCAGCCCUCCAGACCCUCCAGCAGAGCGCCCAGCUGCCCAGCUGCCCAGCAGCCCCACCUAAGGCUCUCCACUCUGGGCUCAGCCCGUUGACCUGUCACCUGCUGCCCUGGAGGUCUGAGCAGUUAGCGUUUCAAUCAGCAAGGACAUAGAGGGUUUCGUCGACACAUUGACGUCAGAGACGUAUCAGGAAUUGCGACUGGAGAGGAGAAACAGAGGGGAGAGAUGUUGGUGCAGGGGGGGCCUUGGGCCCUGUCUGUCAUAUCACUGGUCCUGCUGCUGUGGCAAGAAUUGUCUGCUAUCGAUGUUCCUCUCGAUUCAAAGAUCCAGCAGGACCUGAAGCAGCCUCCCACCAUUAUGAAACAGUCGUUGAAGGACUACAUUGUUGAUCCCAGAGAUAACAUCAUCAUUGAGUGUGAGGCCAAGGGGAACCCCGUGCCAACGUUCUCAUGGCGACGGAACGGGAAGUUCUUCAAUGUGGGGAAGGAUCCGCGGGUGACGAUGCGGAAGCGCUCAGGAACGCUGGAAAUCAGCUUCCGGAGCGGAGGGAGGCCUGAGGACUACGAGGGGGAAUACCAGUGUUUUGCCUCCAACGACUUUGGAACGGCGCUGACCAACAAGAUCCUACUACGAGUGUCCAAGUCUCCUCUGUGGCCUAAGGAGGUGUUGGAGCCAGUGGUAGUGGGUGAGGGAUCUCCCCUGGUCCUGGCCUGUAACCCUCCUCCUGGUCUGCCCCCUCCGCUCACCUUCUGGAUGGAUAGCGCCAUGAUGCCUAUAACCCAGGACAAGCGUGUGUCCAUGGGUCUGAAUGGAGACCUGUAUUUCUCUAAUGUGCUGGCUAAAGACUCCCACACAGACUACAGCUGCAACGCCCGAUUCCUCUUCACACACACUAUCCAGCAGAAGAACCCCUUCACACUCAAAGUGCAGACCAAGGAGCCGUAUAAUGACACUUCCUCUGUCAACUCCACUGACCCGUACGGUGGUCGUAAGGUAGCAGAGACCACCCCUAACUUCCUCUCCCCCACGGGGACUGACAGCUCGAGGAUGGUGAUGAGAGGAGAAAAGCUAAAGCUGGAGUGUAUCGCUUCCGGAGUUCCAACUCCCAGUAUAAAGUGGUUUAAGAAGGGGGGAGACCUGAACCAGAAGGUGAAACUAGACAACUUCAAUAAGACUCUGCGCAUCGACAGUGUGUCAGAGGAGGACGCAGGGGAGUACAUGUGUAUGGCCAACAAUCAGAUAGGAAGCAUCCGACACUCCAUCUACGUCCAGGUUAAAGCGGCUCCCUAUUGGCUGGACCAGCCGUCCAAUCUGGUGCUAGCACCGGAUGAGAACGGUCGUCUGGUGUGUCGGGCCAAUGGAAACCCCAAACCUCACAUUCAGUGGCUGGUCAACGGAGGGCCGAUCGACAGCAAUAGCUCCUUGCCCAACCCUAGCAGAACGGUGGCAGGUGACACCAUCAUGUUCCGCUCCGUUCAGAUCGGCAGCAGCGCUGUGUACCAGUGUAAUGCAUCCAAUGACCAUGGUUACUUGCUGGCCAACGCAUUCAUUAGCAUUCUGGACAUGGCCCCCAGAAUGCUGGGUCCGAAGAACCAGCUGAUAAAGGUGAUAGAGAACAACAGAACCUUCCUGGACUGUCCCUAUUUUGGCUCGCCACUUCCUGAGCUACGCUGGUUUAAGAAUGGUCAAGGAAGUGGUCUGGACGGUGGUCACUAUCGGGUCUACAUCAACGGGACCCUAGAGAUCAAGCGUGCACGGGCUGAGGACCAGGGGACCUAUACCUGCGUGGCCAGCAACAUCCUGGGCAAGGAGGAGAACCAGGUCCGCCUGGAGGUCAAAGAGCCGACACGUAUUGUCAGGGCUCCAGAGCACCAGUCAGCCAUCAGAGGCACCAUGGCUCGUUUCGACUGCCGGGUCAAAUCAGACCUCACCCUGCCCAUCACUGUUACCUGGCUGAAGGAUGACAAGCCUCUCUCCCUGGGAUCGAGGUUGAAGAAGGAUGAGGAUUCUCUGUCCAUCCCCAAUGUCCAUGAGGGAGAUGAGGGAACAUACACCUGCACUGUUAAAACAGAGAUUGACCAAGACACUGCCUCGGCACGCCUUACUGUGUCAGAGGACGCCUCCCUGUCUAGUGUCUUGCCUACAGACCGUCCUGACUCUCCCACGGACCUGGAGCUGUCUGACGCUAAAGAACGCAACAUACGACUCACCUGGAUACAUGGAGAUGAUCACAACAGCCCCGUCACAUUGUUCGUGGUUCAGUUUGAGGAGGACCGUUGGGAGUCAGGCAAGUGGCAGAACCUGUCUAGUUAUCCCGGAGACUUCAACACUGUCAUCCUGGAGCUCUCUCCUUUCGUCAACUACCAGUUCAGAGUCAUCGCUGUCAAUUCUGUGGGCCAGAGCCUCCCCAGCCUUCCCUCGCAACGAUACCAGACCAGCGGAGCCCCUCCAGAUGUUAUCCCUAGAGGCCUGAAAGGCUGGGGCACCAAGAAGAACAACAUGGAGAUCAGCUGGGAGCCCUUGUUGGACACAGAGCGAAACGGCCCUAACCUGCACUACUCGGUGUGGUGGCGACGUAAGGACACGGGGGAGGAAUGGAGUAAUGUGACUACAGUGGGUGCAAAGCACAUUGUCCACGACACAGAGACCUACGUACCCUAUGAGAUCAAACUGCGGGCUGUGAAUGACUUUGGACCGGGAGGCGAGUCCAAUAUCAUCAUAGGAUACUCUGGGGAGGACAAGCCCACAGCCCCUCCCACUGACCUGCGAGUGUCUAAGAUUGACAGCACCAAGGUCAAUGUCCACUGGACCCCAGUAGAUCCCAGCACUGUAUUGGGAGAGUUCAAGGAGUACAGGGUGUACUACUGGCGUGAGGGCAGCAUGGUGAAAGGUCUGCGUGUGAAUAAAGAGAAGAAGACUAAAGGGUUCUACAGUACCGUGGCCCAGCCUACUGGCAUACUGACAGACCUACAGCCAUACAGCCACUACCGCAUAUACAUGGUGGUCGCCAACAAUCGCUACGAGGGACCGCCUAGCAACCAUGUGGAGUUCCGUACCAAGGAAGGAGUGCCAGAAGCUCCUAAGUUCUUUAAGAUCAUCCAGCGGAGUACAGAUGUUAUCCACCUGGAGUGGGACAAACCCCUGGAGCCUAACGGCAUUCUGAUUGGAUAUAAACUCAACUACCAGACAGUGAACGGGUCGCGUGUAGGCCUUAUGCAGAUGCAGAGUUUCCUACCUAACGUGACAACGUACACACUCCGCCUGCCCGAACGAGCCAUCCGCUAUAAGUUCUACCUGGCGGCCCUCACACAGGUGGGAGCAGGGGAGGUCUAUGCUGAGGAGUCUCCACACUUCACCAAUGAGGAAGACUUUUUCAGCUCAGUCGAGCCUACAGAUGUGUCCGUGUCUACAACUUUCCCUCCACCUCCUCCCACUACUACCGCUGCUACUACAACCAUUAGUACCUCAACUACUACUCCCCCUACCACUACUACCACUACUACCACUACUACCACUACUACUACUACCACUACUGCUGCGACUACUGCUACCACUCCUGUGCUGGUUACCAGCACCAAGCAAGCACAUACGAAUGUGUUGGUAGGCAUGGCUCCUGGGAGUGUGAUCUGGAACCUGACGGUGGAGCCUAACAGUAACUACGCUAACGUCAGCUGGAACCACAACUUCCCGGCCGGCAGCAGCGAGUUCCAGCUAGAGUUCACACUGGACAGCAACGGCAGUAUGUCAAGCGUACCUGUGAACCAGCCGCCCAUUAAGCUGGCGGGACUGAUCGAAGGGGCCAAGUACCACCUGAGGGUGUACUCCAACGAAUACCACAGCAUCUCCAGCAAUGUUGUCACCUUUGAGACCAGUGCAGCCUACAGUAAAGACCAGGUGGACAUUGCUACCCAGGGCUGGUUCAUCGGGCUGAUGUGUGCAAUUGCUCUCAUCAUCCUCAUCCUCCUCAUCGUCUGCUUCAUCAAGAGGAGUCGCGGAGGCAAAUACCCAGUGCGCGAGAAAAAAGAUCUCCCUCUGGAUGCAGUGGAUCAGAAAGGAGAGGAUGGAUCAUUUGACUACCACAGCGACGAGGACAACAAGCCUCUGCAGGGCAGCCAGAACUCUCUGGACGGCGGGGUGAAGGAGAGUGACGACAGCCUGGUAGACUACGGCGAGGGAGGGGAUGGCCAGUUCAACGAGGACGGCUCCUUCAUUGGCCAGUACACAGUCAAGAAGGACAAGGACGAAACAGAGGGCAAUGAAAGCUCAGAGGCCACCUCACCCGUUAACGCCAUCUACUCGCUGGCAUAACCCCCCCGCCCGCCACGGCCUGGGGAUCUGAGGAGCUCCCCUUAGCGGUCGGAGGGUGCUAUUACCACCACUACUACUACCACACACACACAAACACAGAUAUGAAUAUGAAUAUAUAUAUAUAUGAAUCUAUAAAAACACGUAUACACACGUAAACACACAGCACCUGCCUGGAAACUGUUUGUCCUCUUUAAGCGGACGGAGAAACCAUUCCCCUGAGAAAUAAGGGGGUGCGAAUGGAAUGGAAUGGAAGCUACCAUAUACAGUGAGCCAAGCCUUUAUUGUCAGCUCCAGAAAAUGGCUUGCCGAGGCAAAGUUUGGGAAUCUUGAACAGUACCAGUUUCUCUAUGCUCCUCCUCCUCCUGCCCAUCACACAGACUUGAGUGUGCCUAAAGGGCUGACCUCAACUACAGAGGACUAAGAGGCAACGCAGAGGUUUUCAAGCAUUUUGUUGUGGCACUAGAGCUUUUUUUGUUUUCAACGUCCUCAGCUUUUCCCGCAAUCCCCCUCUUCGUCCCACACAUAUCACGCCCCCUGUGUCUUUACCCAGCAUUCCUAGGGAAGGAGACACAGACGCUCCUCCUGUGAACAUAUCAGCUACGGACCACCAACAUAGCAGGAUGUCGGCAGAUAUGUUUAUCAUAUUGAUAUUUCCGCAAAGAGAGAUAAUUCUGGUACAAUAGACGAGUCAUUAGAAUAUAUUAAUGCUGUAAACACUGCUAGCUCACCUUCUAGUGCGCUGCAAAACUAUGCACUACCACCAUCUCAUGUUUUUGGGUAAAGUCUGGUUAUGAAUUCAAUUUUUUUUUUGUGUGUGUUGAUUCUCACAGGUUUAAAGAAGAAUAACUUGCUGAAUUAAAUGGUGUCGUUCCCUCCCCAUCCCGCUGUGGUAAAUGUACUUCUGAUUCACCUCCAAUCUCAAGUCGUGUGGAGAUAUUCAAAAUGGCCACAGCUAUAGCAAUGCCAUUCCUGCCUCAAGCUUUGUUAUGGUACAAGCCUAUACUAUGUCAGUUAUAAAUGACAUUUGAAGAAAAAAAUGUUUUCAAGCAUGGUAGUACUUUAGUGCAAGAGACAAAGGAAAAGUAGCAUGGAGAGGAGGUUUGCUCUGCUUGGUAAACUGCUGUAGACUGUCUGUCCAUCUCUAUGGUGAAUGGUGCUCCAAGGAGGUGACUCACUUCUUGUUUACUUCCUGUUUAGCAUGGCUGUGAUCCUUAGGCUAGGCUUGAUCGGCACCUCUUUUGUCUGCUUCUUUUAUAACUGGUCUCGUUAUGGGACAGGCAGAAUCUGUAGUGGCAUGUCUUCACCUUCAAACUUCUAGAAAUGAUUUGGAAUUAUAAUUGACUCCUGAAGUCAAAACGAAACGAAAUACCGCUACAAAACAUAUUCAAUGUCUUUGAAUAUAGGAUACAGACAACUCUGUGAAGGUAAUGAACGUCCCUGCAGAUUCCACCUGGCCCUUGUCAUCAUUGUCAUACGAAGUCAGUAUGUCAAGGAAGUGUGAAGAAGUUAGAACACAUCGAUACUAAUACAUUGGUGGACCUCCAUUUUACCAUUUGAUCCUUUCAAUAGUAGAACUCAUUCAUGAGUCUUCCUUGAUGUUUCACCUCUUGAAGCGGUAGAAAGCUCAACUCCCACUUUUACAACCUAUCGCAACAGCGUUACUAAGGUCUUUCACGUUAAAUCAAAUAGAUCUUAGCUAUAAAAAAAAGACAAUUAGCUAACAGAGGUCACAUUGUAUUUCAGAUGACUAUUUUAUAUUUUAAUUUAUUACAUUAUGUCGAUAGUGUUAAUUAAUAUAUUAGUAAUUCACUCAUUAAUUGUUGAAUACACAUUUUUGACCAACUGAAUUAAUGGUAUCACAUCAGAGCCCACUCUGAAAGCCACGAUAAAAAACUUAACGGGAUUUGUUAUUGUACAUAAGAAAAGGAAAUUCUGCUGUAUGACUCAUCUUUUGUUGCUAUGGGUAUUCUUCUGUAAACUAACAACAUUGACUGUCACCAUUAAAAAUGUUGUGUCGAUCUAUUCAUUGUGCUGCUCUUCAUGUUGAGUAUUCAUGUUUGUAUUACUGUUAAUAUUCCAUGUUGGUAUUAGAAUUUAUUUAAUAUAACUUUAACUUAACACAGAAAUGUAACAUUGCUUAUUUGUUUGACAUACUGUAACUGUGCGUACACGUAAGUUCUGAAACAAUAUGUCUUUGUAAAUAUCUAUCAGAAAAACUGCUUUAUGAGUAAAGAAAUAGUCACAAGUCUGUAUCCACCAAGCAAAUGUACCUGGUGCAUCCCAAGAAUGAUGUCAUGUGGACCUUUGCAAUGUAGCUUUGAUUACGAUUGGGGACUCAAAAUGACUCAAUUGAUGUUGUCCCUAAAAACUUGCUUUGAAAUUGUAAUAUAUGGCUUGUGACUUGUCUAUCGGUCCGUCACUUUUCUGAUUAUCACUAAUUCAAAAGAAACAGUUGAGAAAUAACACUAUGUUGUGGAACAGGUAUAAAGUAGUCAGCCACAUUAUGGUGUAAAUAAAAAGUGCUAAUGAAAUGUGUUGUUGUAGCAUACUGCACACACCUGUUCAAUAGGUAUGAAAAAAAAGCAUUUGCUGAGGUAACGGAUAGCCGAUUUUCCCCUAUUUUGUUUGUUUCUGUAUUGUCGUCUCUUAAUAAGGCAACCCCAGACUUUCUCAAGGCUGCACAGACUCAUUCUCCCAUCAUGCCAUUCACCUAACAUGCCUGCUGCUCCACUCCUCUUGGUGACAGCCCAGUGGCUGGUGGCCAUUUUGAAAGGGACAGAUUUGGUUGUGUGCUUCACUUAUUUAAAGAGAUGUCUUGUGUUCUGCCUUCCUCCUCAUCUUAGACUUUUAAAAAAUGUAAUAUACUGUAUGGCCAUCAACAUCCUCUGUGAUCUGGUCCUCUUUAAACCUUCUUUCUCCAGUAUGUCAAAGCAAGUUUUGACCCAUUUUGUUUUUCAUGUUGUUUCUUUGUGGUAAAGUUCACCGUGACCACCGGGUAGUGACUACAUUAGCCUACCAUGCACAGACACCUGACCACUGUAUUAACAUGAGGACACAGGAGGCCAGGAGUGCUGGCAGAGACACAAUACAGUGCCUUUCCUGUUGCUAUAUGCUCUCCUCAACAAGACAAAGUGCACAGAGAAACAGUCCAAUCACGAACCUCCAACAACCCUUAAAAACGACUGAAUCACAGAAUGUUCGAUGACGGAUUUGGCCUUGAACUCACCGUUGUUUGAGUUCUGUACAAGCCCUUUCCCCUGAUAGCCUUUCUCCUUUCCCCGUAUGGAUCCGUAAGGGGUAAUUAGUGAACUGGCUAGAAAACAGAAAAUAUAAUAAUGCAUAUUUGCUGAUACACAGUGCUUUCUUCUGUAUUUUUAUUUUAUUUGUUUGAGCACGUUUACUGGAGGUGCAUAAGGAGUAGUGUUUUUUUGUUCCGUUUGUAAUGUGUGUAUCAUCGACACGACUCCUCCCUUAGAAUAGCAAAUAACUUUUCAACUAUCAAGGGGUAACAAAAAUGUAAAAGUAUCAAUGUGCAUUUUCACAGCUUUGAGUUCACUUGAUUUUUAGAUUCUGCAAAACUGCGGUUUUAUUCUUCAACGAGAUGCCCCUAACAAUUAUAAAAUUGCCGCAUGUAUUGUUAUUGUUCAUGUUCUUGUUAUUUGAAAUUAUUUUAAUUUCUGCUUUUUCUUUUACAAUUAUAAGUGUAUCAAAGCAGCUCGUCCGUCAAGCCUCGACUCGCAAAAGAACAGCUUUUGUAACGUACAUCUAAUCAACGGAGAAAUGGCAUAUUAAUAUAUUCACAAUGUAUGCGUGUAUGAUGAGAUGUUGCAACUUCGGCUAGAAACGCCUUCUUUAUAGUAAAGCAUUCUCUUUUUCUCUAAA
Messenger RNA from Oncorhynchus gorbuscha (pink salmon), 8484 nucleotides. Its product is annotated as neurofascin-like. Bases 520 to 4602 code for a protein of 1360 amino acids. Lineage: Eukaryota; Metazoa; Chordata; Actinopteri; Salmoniformes; Salmonidae. The transcript is spliced from 34 exons. Gene Ontology annotation, biological process: cell-cell adhesion; brain development. The record is from RefSeq and is a predicted model, not a curated record. Gene Ontology annotation, molecular function: cell-cell adhesion mediator activity.